GAGCCCUCGGCGGUGCUGCGGCCCUCGCCGCCGCAGGCGGGCGCCGACCCCGCCGGCCCCCGGCGGGGCCUGGGCCGGCUCCUGCGGGGCCUCUCCGGAGCCCCCGCGGAGGCGGAGGAGGCGGCGCAGCCGCCGCAGCCCCAGGCCAGCCCUCUGGCGCUGAGCCCCGAGGGCGGCGAGGCGCCGGGCGCCCGGCGGGGCCUCGGGCGUCUCCUGGAGAACCUGGGCCUCGGGCCCGCGCCCGCGCCGGAUGCCGCGGAGGAGCAGCAACCGUCGCCGCAGGCGCACGCGAGCCCCCAGGCGGGCGCCGAGGCAGCGGCCGAUGAGGCGCCCCGCCUGGCGCGCUGGUGGUCCCGCAUGGUGGGAUCGGCCGACAUCGGCCCCGAGGCGGAGGCUGGAGGCGAGGCGGCGUCGGAUCCGCCGGAGGAGCCGGGCGCACACGGCGACGCAGCCACCAGCGGUGCGCCGCCGCAGCCGGCCUCCGUCUUCGCGCGGGCCUUCGCCUCCCCCGCGCUGCGGGGCGCCUCGGAGACGUGCGCGGUCCCUGCGGCCGUCGGCGCGCUGGCCGGGGCGACGCUUCUCAGCAGCGGCUCCAGCGGGAUGUUGACGCCUGCCUCCGCCUCGCACGCGCCGCUGCAGUCGCCCGCGUUGGCGUCCUCGUCCUCGCAGGACGACCCCACGCGGAGUGCCGCCGACGACUACGUGAGCCUCGACACGCGCGAGAAGCUGGAGAGCCUGUCCAAGGACGUUGAUUUCAGCGUACUGCGCGACUGGAGCGUGUCCAAGAGGAGGUCCAGGAACUGGACCCUCGUGGACGCCCCGGGCAGCGACACGGACUCGCUCCGCUCCGGCGAGAGCCGGGCCCGCACGCCGCGGGGCCUCGGGCCGCAGAGGCCGGGGCUGGAGCUUGCGUGCCCCUCGCAGAAGGCCUCCGUGCGGAACCCGCUGGAGGAGCCCGGGCUGCUGUGCAUGCUGUCGGGGCCCCCCGAGCGGCAGCACCGCGCCCCGAGCGAGGUCGGCAGCGAGUUCCAGGACCUCGACACGCUGUCCGUCUGCAACAGCAACGUGGCCUCGGUGCUGGCCUCGGCGGCCCCCUCGGUCGCGCCGUCGCCCUUCGAGGCGGCGCUGGCCCCGCGGCACGACAUGCUGGAUCUGGGCCCCGACGCGCUGCUGGUGAAGAUCCUGAACGGCGUGUCGGGCGCGGAAGAGGUGCGUUUCCCGAUGCACGUGCAGGCAUCGCCGGAGCAUUUCCUGAACGCGCUGGAUCAGCUCUGCAAGCACCACGCAGGGCAGUCCCUCGCGGACCUGAACUGGCUCAGCCCUUCCCAGGGCGCCGGGGAGCGGUUCCAGCGCCGCAAGUGCGACGCGAGGAUGGUCGAGGAGCUCUUCGGCAGCGCGGGGCCCGACAGGCCCGGCGUCACGGUGCUCCUGUGUACGGUCCCCGUGACGCCACCGUCGGAGCUGAGCGCCAGCAAGGUGAGGAUAACGAAGAACGUGUACCCCGGGACGGUGGCCUGCGGCUCGCCAGACCCUGUCAGGGUGAAGAUCGACACGACGGCACUUGAGGCUGGCCGGGAGUACUCCGUGGCCUUCAAGUGCCAGUGGACGUACAAGACGUAUGUGGCGCAGGCCACGCUGCUGCAGGACAAGCGCGGCGUGCUGACCACGGUGCCGUGGCAGAUGCUGGCGUCAGACGGCCUCUACGACGUUCAUCUGGUUAUUGACGGCAAGCUGCGGUCCGCGAAUCACAAGACUCUGAAUGUGGGCGGCCCCGAGAGCGGUGACACCAGCGCCACGGACGUGUCAGGGCGCCUGUCGAAGGACAGCUCGUUCGGGUUCGUGUCCAUCGCGAAGCCCGCCGCGCCCCCUGCCGGGCCCGGGCCCGCCGACGCGCCCGCAAAGGAGGCGCCCGCAAAGGCAGCAUCGCCACAGAUGCCGGCGACCCCGGCGUCGAGGUGGCGGUCGCUCCGGCGGCAUGCCGCGGAUGACGCGCCCGGCGUCCCGGCCCCGCAGCGGCGCCGGGGGGCGGACGAGCCGGACGCGGCCGCUGCUCGGAAGGCGGCCUCCUGCGCCGCGCCCGCGCCGCCGGCGCCGCUGGUCGCUGGGCCGGCGGAGGAGGCGGACGCCGCCCGCGCGGCCCCACUGCUGCCCCCGCAGUGCGGCCUCGCCGCGGCUGGCGGCGGCAGCGCGGCGUUCCUGCCGGCGGCCCGCGCCGCGGCGGCGUAG
Molecule: messenger RNA, 2226 nt
Organism: Prorocentrum cordatum
Lineage: Eukaryota; Dinophyceae; Prorocentrales; Prorocentraceae
Source: the annotation of a GenBank genome assembly